AUGCAGAGCGAUGAAUGGCAAUCCGCAUGGCCUCCUCUCGUUCAGGACGCAGGCCUGAUCAUCCACUACGCGAAUAUCCCGCUCACAGGCCCUACAGAACCGGAUCAGGCUAUAACUGAAAGAACUCCUCUCAUUCUGGACGAGAAAAACGGAAUCUUUCUAAAUGGAGUCGGGGAUGAUGGAUACGAGGAUUUCUAUAUCAGCAAAAUAGGGAACAAUUUUUCGUUUGGCAAGACCAACUUUGCGUUUUGCAAGACCGGCAGAAGGCCGUAUGAUUUAGUCGUUUGCACGAUCUUGCUAAGGGCAUAUGUACUGGCACCGAGUACUUUUGAGCUGAGCUCGGAUGGUGAUUGGGGUAAUGAUUGGGUGGAGGCUAGGGAUCUUUAUCAUUGUAUUUGGCCGGAGGAAAACAUUCCGUGUCCGUGGGAGAAGGAGUGA
Molecule: messenger RNA, 438 nt
Organism: Aspergillus oryzae RIB40
Lineage: Eukaryota; Fungi; Ascomycota; Eurotiomycetes; Eurotiales; Aspergillaceae
Exons: 1
Coding region: 1-438 (145 amino acids)
Source: RefSeq, a predicted model, not a curated record